Molecule: messenger RNA, 1347 nt
Organism: Bufo bufo (common toad)
Lineage: Eukaryota; Metazoa; Chordata; Amphibia; Anura; Bufonidae
Gene: NDUFA10
Product: NADH:ubiquinone oxidoreductase subunit A10
Exons: 10
Coding region: 79-1134 (351 amino acids)
Biological process (GO): mitochondrial electron transport, NADH to ubiquinone
Cellular component (GO): cytoplasm
Source: RefSeq, a predicted model, not a curated record
GGACGGCCCGUGACGUCAUAUCUGUGCGUCGGCUCUUGAAAGGACCCCGGCGCAGGUUGUCCCGGGAAGGGCAGAGACAUGUUCGGGAGGACGGUGCUCCGCGGCCUGGCCGUGACCGGGAGAACCGGGGUCCUCUGUGUGGCCCAGCUCCAUGUCAGCUCAAGACAUGGCCUGCAAUAUGGCUACCUGGCAUACAUGCUGGGUGAGAGAACCACCAAACGGUUUGGGCCUAACAGCAAGAUCGUCACUGUUGAUGGGAAUUUGGCUUCUGGCAAAGGGAAACUUGCUCAGGCACUGGCCGAGAAACUGGGUAUGAAAUAUAUGCCGGAAGCCGAUCAAUAUUAUUUACACAGACUCACUGGUGAUGGGACCAUCCUACCAGACAAGUUUGCUGGCCUUUGCGGUCUGGAGAAAUUCUAUGAGGACCCCAAAUGCGCAGAUGGGAACUCAUACCGCCUGCAGUUAUGGAUGUACUGUGUGCGCAUGCUGCAGUAUUCUGAUGCCCUAAAUCAUCUGCUCAGCACAGGUCAAGGGGUGGUUUUGGAGCGUUCGCCUUUCAGUGAUUACGUUUUCCUUGAGGCCAUGAACAAAAGCAAUUACAUCCGCAAACAAUGUGUAAAUCAUUAUAAUGAGAUCAAGAAUGUGAGCAUUGAUGAGUUCCUGCCUCCACACGUAGUUGUAUAUGUGGACGUUCCAGCAGCUGAUGUGUACAAGAAAAUACAAGAAAAAGGAAAUGCAGCUGAGAAGAAAGUUGAGCUGUCCUAUUUGCAGAAUAUUGAGGAUGUGUAUAAAUCAUCCUUCCUCCCAAAAAUUAGCGAGACAUCAGAGGUAUUGCAGUACACUGCUGCUGAAGCACAGACUGUGGAGCAGGUUGUUGAAGACCUUGAAUAUGUAAAAAUCACUAAAGCUCCAUGGACAGAACAGAAUGAUGUCACCUUCCAUCAUUUGCGUAUUCUGGUUCAGGACAAGUGCAACAUUACUAAUCUCUUCAACCUGCCCAUCUACAUCCCAGAAGUCACAGUGGGUGGACUAGACUUCGACAAGCUGUAUUAUCAGUUCCGAAGUCUGCCAGGAAGAAAAUAUGCAAAAGGAUACAACGAAGAUAUCGGGGACAAGUACAUCUGGCUGAAGUGAACAAUUGUGAAGCCUUUCUGGUCCACAGUAUCUGCUCCCAUUUAAUGCUUCCACCGCAAUGACUGGCAAUAUUUUUUAGAUCAGACUAUUUGGAGUGAGGGAGUAGUAAGGGUGAAGCCCCAAGUAAUCCAGUGGAUCGCCUGGAACGUAAUACAUCUGUACGUUGCAACUAUCAACCUCAAAUAUGAAUAAAUAUGUUUUCUUUGACACUGA